This is a messenger RNA of Microsporum canis CBS 113480, 1974 nucleotides long. Its product is annotated as serine/threonine-protein kinase cot-1. The transcript has 4 exons. The record is from RefSeq and is a predicted model, not a curated record. Gene Ontology annotation, biological process: intracellular signal transduction; peptidyl-serine phosphorylation. NCBI's taxonomy places the organism in Eukaryota, Fungi, Ascomycota, Eurotiomycetes, Onygenales, Arthrodermataceae. Gene Ontology annotation, molecular function: ATP binding; protein serine/threonine kinase activity. Bases 1 to 1974 code for a protein of 657 amino acids.
AUGGACGGCAACAGAAACAACCCCAACGGUGCUCCGCCCAACGGCGGUGCUAAUGGCCGGCUUCACCUAAACUUUGGCUACGACCAGCAGCAGCAGCAGUACAGCAACAACCCAUCGAGCAACAGAGCCUAUCCUACGACUCCAUCGACCUUCCCGCAGCCCAUGUAUGCCGGCCAGGGCAAUCAGGAGUUCGUCGACGCUCAGCAGAAUGCCUACAACCAGGGAUACUUCGUGAACAACCCCUAUAUGGGCGGCCACCAGCAGCAACAGCAGCAGCAGUAUGCUCCAGCACCGCAUGGAAGUGCUCCCCAGGCUGUGUACCAGCAACGAGCAGCUCCAGCUGGAGGACAGCACCAGGGGAACGACGAGACCUCGGGCCUGAUACAGCAGUUUUCGAACCAGGACCUCUCUGCUUCCCCGCGGCCUGCUCGCGCCGCCCCGCAAGGGAGUCAACAGCGUCCUCGUACCGCUGGCUCUGCCGGCCACCAGCAGCAGCAGACGCCAGCUCACUUGACGCCUCCUGUUCCCGCUCGUGGUGCUAACCCGGAAGACGAGGAGCUCGUCAGAUGUCCUGAGAGAUACUCGGAGAACGCCCAUAAACGUGGAAAGGCAGCCAAGGAGCUCGUCAAUGUCUUCUUCCGCGAGAACAUCGAGAGAGCUCGUGAUAGGAAUAUGCGUGCCGCCAACCUCGACAAGAUCUGCCAGAACGCAACCAUCUCUGACGCAAAGCGGAAACAUGAAUCAGAGGCCAUGGCGAAGAAGGAAGCCAACUUCCUCCGGUUUAUCAGAACGAGAGAGACCCCUGCCAACUUCCAGACGAUCAAGAUCAUCGGUAAAGGAGCGUUCGGAGAAGUCAAGCUCGUACAGCGCAAGACAGACGGCAAGAUCUACGCCUUGAAGUCACUGAUCAAGACUGAGAUGUUCAAGAAGGACCAACUUGCCCACGUACGCGCUGAGCGUGAUAUCCUUGCCGACUCCAAGGACAACCCAUGGCUCGUCAAGCUCCACGCCUCGUUCCAGGAUAAGGCUUACCUCUACCUCCUCAUGGAGUUCUUGCCUGGCGGUGAUCUUAUGACCAUGCUUAUUAAAUAUGAAAUCUUCUCGGAGGAUAUCACCAGAUUUUACAUGGCUGAGCUUGUCAUGGCCAUCGAGGCCGUUCAUAAACUUGGCUUCUUACAUCGUGAUAUUAAACCAGAUAAUAUUUUACUGGAUCGUGGUGGGCAUAUCAAAUUAACUGACUUUGGCCUGUCAACUGGCGGCAAGAAACAGCAUGACAACUCAUACUACCAGGCCCUGUUAAAAAAUACAUCCACAUCCAAAGAUAAGAAUAGAAACUCUGGCUUCUUCUCGGAUGCCAUUAAUCUGACGGUCUCCAACCGUGGUCAGAUCAAUACCUGGCGUCGAUCACGUCGUGCCAUGGCAUACUCCACCGUUGGAACACCAGAUUACAUUGCCCCUGAGAUAUUCAACGGCCAGGGAUACACCUAUCUCUGCGACUGGUGGUCCGUUGGAGCUAUUAUGUUUGAGUGUCUCGUCGGAUGGCCACCGUUCUGCGCCGAACAGCCAACGGAUACAUACCGGAAGAUCGUUUACUGGCGUGAACAUCUUGCUUUCCCUGAAGAACUUGUUCUCUCUAGGGAUUCAGAGCAUCUCAUCCGAAGCUUCCUUUGUGAUCCAGAAAACCGUAUUGGCCAAGAAGGCGGCCAACACGGUGGCGCAACCCAGAUUAAAAAUCAUCCAUUCUUCCGUGGCGUCGUAUGGGAACAGCUGCGCCGAAUUCGUGCUCCCUUCGAACCCAGGCUCACCUCCAAUAUCGACGUCUCCUACUUCCCCAUCGACGAGAUUCCCCAGGAAGACAACAGUGCCCUCCUACGUGCCCAGGCCCGUGCUAUGCCUGAGGAACAAGAGGCGGAGAUGUCCCUCCCCUUCAUCGGUUACACUUAUAAGGCCUUCAAUGCGUUUCAGAGCAGCUAA